AUGGCUUUGCAGCGAUCGGCAGCUCCGUUAGUAUGGGUUGACUGUGAGAUGACAGGUCUCGAUCCCGAAACCGACCAAAUCCUCCAAAUCUGCUGCUUCAUAACCGACGCGCAACUCCAACUCCUCGAACCCAAUGGCUUCGAAAUCGUGGUUCACCAACCUAAAGCGAAACUAGAUGCCAUGUCGCAAUGGUGCAUCGAUACACAUGGUAAAUCCGGACUUACACAGGCUGUGCUCGCCUCUACCACAGACGCCGCGACCGCAUCGAGUCAAUUACUAGCCUACAUUAAGCGAUACGUCCCUGAACAACGGACCGCCUUGCUCGCCGGGAAUAGUAUUCACGCCGAUCGAGCUUUUCUAGCAAAGCCCCCGUAUUCGCCUAUUCUGGAAUGGUUACAUUAUCGUCUGCUUGAUGUUAGCACGAUCAAAGAGGCUGUUAGACGAUGGGGAAGCGACGAAUUGCUCCGCGCAGCACCGCCGAAGCGAGAAGUCCAUCUGGCAAGGGAUGAUAUUCUUGAGAGUAUUGCAGAGAUGAAGUAUUAUCGCUCAAAACUGUUCGAUGGGAAGUGA
Molecule: messenger RNA, 570 nt
Organism: Talaromyces marneffei
Lineage: Eukaryota; Fungi; Ascomycota; Eurotiomycetes; Eurotiales; Trichocomaceae
Exons: 2
Coding region: 1-570 (189 amino acids)
Cellular component (GO): mitochondrion
Molecular function (GO): 3'-5'-RNA exonuclease activity; nucleic acid binding
Source: RefSeq, a predicted model, not a curated record